Messenger RNA from Emiliania huxleyi CCMP1516, 1929 nucleotides. RefSeq lists its product as hypothetical. Gene Ontology annotation, molecular function: transmembrane protein transporter activity; RNA binding. Lineage: Eukaryota; Haptophyta; Isochrysidales; Noelaerhabdaceae. The transcript has a single exon. Gene Ontology annotation, cellular component: Sec62/Sec63 complex. The record is from RefSeq and is a predicted model, not a curated record. Bases 1 to 1929 code for a protein of 642 amino acids. Gene Ontology annotation, biological process: SRP-dependent cotranslational protein targeting to membrane; post-translational protein targeting to endoplasmic reticulum membrane.
AUGGCGACAGAGAGCGAGGAGGACACGUCCACCAUCUUCCUCCUCACCUUCUGCACCACCGUCCUGCUCCCGUGGACGCUCAUCAAGCUGACUCGAGCGAGCUCCGACGAGGCGGCCGCGUGGCGCAAGCUCGGCUUCGGCGCGGACUCGGAGGUUGUGAGCUGCGCCGUCCGGCGGCGGCCGAGCCGCUUAAAACGGCACUCGACGGCGCUCAACGCGCUCUACCUCGUCCUCGUCCUCGCCGAGGGGUAUCUCCUCCUCGCCGGCGGCGCGCCCGCCGCCACCUUUGACCCGCACGAGGCUCUCGGCGUCGACUCGGGCGCGACGCAGGCCGAGAUCAGGUCGGCGUACCGGCGGCUCGCGGCGACGCUGCACCCGGACAAGAACCCGGAUCCGCGGGCGCACGAGCGCUUCGUCGAGGUUGCCAAGGCGCACAAGAUUUUGACCGACGACGCCGCGCGCGAGGCGUUUGAGCGAGGCGCCGGGCAGUACCAACAGGUUGGCUUUGCGACGCCGGAGCUGCUCGAGCGGCCGUACGUGCUAGGGCCGCUGCUGCUGGUGGUGGUGUGCUGGCCCCUCCUCCGGCUCCGCUCCAUGGGCCGCGAGUCGGCCGCCAAGCAGGCGGCGCAGGCAAAGGCGCAGCAGCUCUACGUCGGCGCCGCACUCGGCGGAGGCUCCGCCAGGCAGACGGCCAGCCACCCCGCCAGGCAGGCGGCCCGGCCGUCGCGCGAGUCGCUCCUCCUCGCCCUCGCGCGCGCCGUCGCGCAGCCGCUGCCGCCGGCCCUCGCCUCGCUCGCCGGCCCGCUCGCGGCCGAGGCGGCGGAGCUGCGCGAGGCGGACGGGCAGGGCGGGGAGGAGAAGCGCUUCGGCGCGGAGCUGGCGGCGGCGGAGCCGGCGGAGGCGGCCGCGUGGUCUCUCCUCGCGCUGCACCUGGCGCGGCGCGAGCUUGCGGCCGAGUGGCGCCCACGCCUUCAGGCGCUGCUCGAGGAGGCGCCGAGCGCGCUGCAGUCCUUCGCCGAGGCGGCCGCGGCGGCGGAGGGCUUCUGCGAGGGCGGGCUCGACCAGCCGCUCGGUGCGGUGCGGGACCUCGCCGAGCUGCGCUCCUGCCUCACCCAGGCGGUGCCCUUCCGCAAGCCGCGCCCCUUUGACACGCUGCUGCAGGCGCCGCACUUCACGCCGCGCGCCGCCGUGGCGGUGGCGGCGGCGAUGGCGGCGCCCGCGGCGGAGGAGGCGGAGGUUGCGGCAGCCGGGGCGGAGGCUUCCUUUGCAGAGGCGGCGGAGGCGGAGGCGGAGGCGGCCCUUAUGGGGACGGAGGCGGAGGGCGGCGGCGGCGCGGGCCGAGCCCGCCACAAGCGAAAGGGCAAGAAGGCGGGCGGCAAGAAGAGGGGGAGCGGCGGCGCCACCGCCAGCGACGCGCCGGACUGCGGCGGCUCCGCGGUGGCGCGGCUGGCGGCGCUGGCGGACGGGGCGAGGGCGGCGCUCCUCUCGAGCGCCGGGCUCGACGGCGCGCAGGAGGCGGAGGUGCGCUCCUUCUGCCGCGUGAUGCCGCGGCCGCAGCUGUCGGCGCGCGCCUACGUGGAGGGCGAGGAGGAGGAGGGGGGCGAGACGCUGCCCGGGGACCGGCUCACCGUCGAGGUCUGCCUGAGCCUGCCGCACGAGCGCGCGCCCGGCUGCCCGGUUCACGCGCCUCGCUCGCCACCCUCCGCCGAGGCGUGGCUGCUCUGCCUCUCCGACGCGGGAGGGGCGAGGCUGCGGGGCUUGGUCGGCGUGGCAGCGCCGCCCGGCGCGGAGCACGUCGCCAAGUUUGCGAUCAAGGUGCCGGGCCGGGCCGCAGGGAGCAGCCUCCGCCUCGAGGCGCACGCGUUCUGCUGCUCGUACGUGGGCGUGGACGCCGAGGCUCAGCUGGCGGUGCCAGUCGGGAGAGGCUGA